Messenger RNA from Lytechinus variegatus (green sea urchin), 4058 nucleotides. Its product is annotated as transcription factor Sox-21-B-like. NCBI's taxonomy places the organism in Eukaryota, Metazoa, Echinodermata, Echinoidea, Temnopleuroida, Toxopneustidae. Gene Ontology annotation, molecular function: DNA-binding transcription factor activity, RNA polymerase II-specific; RNA polymerase II cis-regulatory region sequence-specific DNA binding. The record is from RefSeq and is a predicted model, not a curated record. Bases 355 to 1158 code for a protein of 267 amino acids. The transcript has a single exon. Gene Ontology annotation, biological process: cell differentiation; regulation of DNA-templated transcription; anatomical structure morphogenesis.
UGUAUAUUAUUCAUGUUAUUACAACUAGCUCGUAUAAUGCUCCUUGGUAGCCGCUUGUGAAGAAGUAUUUGAACUUAACCUCGUCGUCAAUACUAUCUUACAUCCUUCUCUUCACUUGCAUUCUCCUCCAGAUUGUCUGCCAAUAAGUACUACUUAAACGGACCAGGCAUAGAUAAGGAAUUCAUAACAGUUUAUAAUCUGUCGCUUGCAUGCAGGAUUUGGAGAACAACUAUUUCUUGGACUCUGCCUUCUACUCGCCCAUCUUCCCCGGACUUCUACGAUAACUUUUCUUGAUUUUCAUCAUUAAUUGCCCUUUUCGUCGGUGUUUGAAGAAAAACAACAACCGAUUUCAAGAUGAUGGAUUCGGCGAUGGGGAAAGGUGCAGAUCAUGUGAAGCGGCCUAUGAAUGCCUUUAUGGUUUGGUCGCGGGGACAGAGAAGAAAACUUGCUCAGGAAAACCCUAAAAUGCACAACUCUGAGAUCAGCAAGAGGUUAGGAGCCGAAUGGAAGUUGCUUUCUGAGGAUGAUAAGCGGCCGUUUAUCGACGAGGCAAAAAGGCUAAGAGCACUACACAUGAAGGAGCAUCCUGACUAUAAGUACAGGCCACGUCGUAAACCCAAGUCGUUGAUGAAGAGAGACAAAUAUGCAUUCCCGAUCCCGUGCAUCCCAACGACGUCGCCAUACCCCGUGACGACAUCGACGGCCGACAUCAUGAAUAUGUCAUCCGCGGAAAAAGCACGUACAUACCUGUCAUCGCAUCAACAUCACGCCGCCGCAGCAGCGGCAGCAGCCAGCCAGUACUCGGUACUCGAACACGCUCAAAAACUGGAAUCCCCGACAUCGCUGAUUAGGGACUUUCCUCCUCACCCAGCGCUGUAUCCUCCACCCCAUAUGUACCCUACCUCGGCCGCAGCAGUCCCCGGCAGUGCGUUUGGAAAGUUACCCGGUGGUUCAGCAGCAGCGGCCGCAGCAGCAGCUGGUCUUCACUCGCAACCGUACAUGAUGCCCUACCCCGCCUGGCCCGGCCAAGACGGCGUUCAGCGACCGGUCGCCUACAUCCUCGUAAAACCCGACAUGGAGCCGUACGGCGCGACGCACCCAGCGAUCCGGCCGACGAUGCCCCUGCCAACGAGACCUACGGCGGCGACAGCUCUCUAAUGCCACUUAUGACUCUUUCAUGGAUCUGUGCUGCUCUGAUAAACUGUGUUGCCAGAAAAAAAACAACCAUGUUUAUAAACGAGACAUUUCGAGUAAAUGGUGCUUGUGUUUUAACCGGCAUACUUCAACAAGGCACAGAUGUACCGAACUUAAAACGAUCCGGUGGGAAACUUUUUUCUCUCUCAUCCGGUGAAACUUUUCCCUUUUCUUUUUCUCUUGUAAAACACAUAUUGUUCCAUUUGUAUCUUUUGGUGAUAUUUUGCACUAUCCUGUUAACGGAAAUUAAUAUUUUUGUUCGAUUUUGACGAAAUGAAGAAUCAUGGAGCUCUAUACAAAAACAGAAGCAACAGAGAAAUUAUUAAAUGAUUGCCUCGUAACUUUUUGUUGUGAAUUUUAAUACCUUAUGUUUUCCCGCCAUCAGCGUUUAAGCUUUAUUCAGUGUUGUGUUGUUGGACUGGCGUUUCUUAAUAUUUCUUUCAACAUGUCCCAGUCCUUUAUUGUUGAAGCUGAUAUAGUUACCGUAACGAAAUAAAAUUCCUUAACAUGCCCAACGUCACUCCGGUGUCACUCAAAGCUAAAGCUUUUUAUUUCAGACAGGUCAAUACAACUCUCCCCUAUCAAAAAUAAAAAUUAGAUGGUCCUAUUCCGAAUAAAAAUAAAAACCUGCAUCUUUGUGCUCCAUACCAUCCAAGGGGAUGAUUUUAUUUUUGUUUAAACUUUACAGAAAUUCUAACUUACGAUAUUUUGGUUGCAAUUAUUGUUUUAUCCAUGUUAAUGUCUUGUCGAUGCCAUUAUUCCUUUUAUUUUGCAGAGUGACAAGUUUUUAUAUCACAAGUUUCAAAUAUCAAUGAAUCGUUAAAACUACAUGGAAAAAAGGUAUGUCAAAAAGACUGUGCAAAUAUUCUUUAAAAAUAUUAUCUUUUCAUUCUCAAAACGGGUAUUCUGUUUAGCCAAUCGUAUAGUUUUAAAGUGUGUAAAAAAAAAGCGUCGACACGAGACUAUAUGGUGCUUUUUCUUUGAAACAAAUCAUUUAUUAUCCAUCUGCCCUGUUUUGUAUAUAAUGGGAAGCUUACUUAUUUCGGGCAAUGAACGAUUUUCUUUCAAAUUCUACAAUUUUGAACACGAGAAAUACUUUGUUAUAAAUUUUGACUGCAGGGGGUCUGUACCUGCUAAGUAUUCUCAUAAUAUAAUUGGUAUAUGGAAUAUGAUGUUAUACGAAUGUUGUGGUUGUAUAAAGGAACAAAAAAAGUUGCUGGUUUCUGUAAAGAUUCUAAUGAUUACAAAAUCAACCGAGAUAAUGAUGAUUACCGAGUUUUGAAAUUAUUCUCAACAGAACUUAGUCUACAUGCGUUUCCCCCAUAACCAUAAACGAUUCCGUUUUGAUUCUAAAGUAUAAAUAAUCGUAUGUGCAUUCUUAAGAAUGAGUGGUGUUGUGUCAUUAAAAAAAGUGCAUUUUUUGAAGGAGAUCAUUUUCUGAAAUUAUAUAUGCAGUAUAUAACUUCUGCAUUAUCGUCACGCAAAUUCGAGUUUGACUUGGAAUAUGGAAUCAUAUUUCUUUAGUUGCUUAUAUUUAUACGAUAUGGAACAUUAAUCCGAUUUCAUUUUACUCAUUAUUUACCUCAGAGAGAGAAUGAGAGACCAAUCGAGUCGUAUUCAUCUAACUUUUCAUAAUUUCCAAGUAUUGUAAACGACCUUGACAAUUUGUUGCGAGUGGCAACAUGUCAAAAUCUUUUCUCAACUCUAUUGAAUCAUUAUUUCUGUUUGAUAUCCUGGUUUUAUGACCAGUGCAGUACUAUGUUUGUGUACUAACUUUUUGUGAGAUAAGUAUAUCAUCUAGAGAUGCGGUAUACACUUCCAGAGUAUAUGUUUAUCCAUCAAAAUAAGUUGUUUAAAAUGUGAACAUACCAACUGCUUUAAAGUAAUGUCAACAUUUGUUUUGCAUACAUUUUUGUUUUGACCAAUUGGCCUCCUUGGUAGGUUUAUAUUUUAACCAACUUAUAGGUCAAAGUUCUGAGAGUGAAUAGUACCCGUGGAUUAAUCAACAGUUGGUAAAGGUUCAUCACUUAACCAGCUUCUUCGAGGUUAGUUAAUUCCUGAGAGCUUAUUACUCAUGGUACUCGUUGUCGGGGAAAGUGUACAGAUUGUAAAGUCUUUGUAAAAAAAAAGAAUAGUUUAUAUGGAUCGACGUUUUUGCUAUAAUAUACUUUGACGUUAACUUAAAAUGUUUCAGAACAUUUUAAUGAGGUGAAGAGCAUUAUAUUCUUUUAAUCCUAACAAAAUUAUUUCUAGAUUUUGACACGUCAAUGUUUGACGCAGUUUUACUCAGUAUUUUGUAACUAAUCCCCAUGGCCUGUCUAUUAAUAUAGCUGGUCUGGAAGAGGGCGAAUCAUUUCAUUGAUGUAUCUUUGCAAUUUACAGUCUAAUUUAUUAAUGCUGAAAUUAUUCAAUUUCCUGUUUUUCUUCAAGAAAAUCAGUUGGAAAAUCAUAAGGUUAAUUUUGCAUUUUGAAGGUAAUUAUUUUAUACUGCAAAGUAACUACUACGCACAUUAUCUAUUUUUCGUCAUGUAACUAUUAUGUUUUGGGGGCUUUGCCUGCAACAAACAGAUCGGUGGAGCAUCUUUAGAAAUCCAUCUUGGGUUUUGUUAUUCCUCUCUUUUUAUUUUUCAAGGCAUUGUUCUCUGAGUUGAAUAGAAAUAAGAAAGGGUCAUUCAGUACGUAUGAGGUUUCUUUAAAAAAAAGGUAAUACAACAAGUUACGCGAUUGGCGAAAAACCAUUGUCAUAUCCGAAAAGCGAAAAUGUUAGGAAUUUGUAGUGAGGUCUCAAUGAUCGUCGCGAUAAAUACAUUGUAUGCAGUUCUUUUGUCAUUUUUUUGAAUGGUGAUUAAAACACGGAAAACAGA